Oldenlandia corymbosa var. corymbosa is the source of this 2108-nucleotide messenger RNA. Lineage: Eukaryota; Viridiplantae; Streptophyta; Magnoliopsida; Gentianales; Rubiaceae. The record is from the annotation of a GenBank genome assembly.
CAACACUCUAAGUCAAAUGUAUCUCAAUCUCUCUUUUCUGGUGAAAUUUUGUACAUAAUUUUGAGCUUCAAGAAAUUCAUUAACUCUCUAUCAAGGUUUAUAAACAGCUAGGUACAAAUAAGGCUCCACAAAUCAAAUAGAAUUUCAGUAAUGGAGCCACCAUUGAAUUUGAGGGUGUUGUCAACUCUAGACGCCGCAAAAGUACAAUACUACCAUUUCCGAGCAAUCGUCGUCGCCGGAAUGGGUCUUUUCACCGACGCCUACGAUUUCUUCUGCAUCUCUCCGAUCAUGCAGCUCAUCGGCUACGUAUAUUACUACGAUGAUGACGGCGAUAAACGUCAUCAUCCGCUCCUCCUCUUCACCGACGAUGUUCCGGCCGUCGUAACCUCCUUCCUUGUGUCCAUCACUCUCUUAGGCACCGUCGUCGGACAGCUGUUAUUCGGCCGGCUGGGCGACUUGAUGGGUCGCCGGAAAGUCUACGGGUUUGCCUUGAUGAUCAUGGUUUUCAGCUCGAUAGCUUGUGGGUUCUCCGUCGGGAGGUGCCGGAGCUGCGUUCUGAUCAGCCUGGGGUUGUUUAGGUUCUCCCUGGGAGUCGGAAUCGGAGGGGAUUACCCGUUGUCGGCGACGAUAAUGUCGGAGUUUGCCAACCGGAGCACCCGAGGGGCUUUCAUUGCGGCGGUUUUCUCCAUGCAAGGUUUUGGGAUCUUGGUGGGGUCUACUGUUAUAAUGGUGACGUGUGCGGUGUUCAACCGGGCAUCUGGUCAUCCUGAUAGGCCGGCACCGGAGGUGGUUGACCUUGCUUGGAGGGUGAUUCUGAUGAUCGGUGCAAUUCCGGCCGGGCUGACGUUCUACUGGCGUAUGACCAUGCCGGAAACUGCCAGGUACACAGCACUAAUAGAAAACAAUGUGGUGAAAGCAACAAAAGACAUGCAGAAAGUCUUUAAUCUCUCAUUGAGUCCUAUUGCUGAAGAACCAGAUGGUGAAGAAGAUGAUCAAAUUAAUCCAGAAUCCCAAAUUCCAACGACAUCAUCAUCAACCUCAUCAUAUCCUCUUUUUUCCAAAGAGUUCUUGCAUCGACACGGCCGCGACCUAUUUUCUUGUUCACUGGCAUGGUUCCUCGUAGACGUUGUGUUUUACAGCAACAACCUCUUACAAUCCCACAUUUACAAACGUUGUCUGGAUCUCGGAAGUGAUCACUUGAAUGCCUAUGAUGCUGCAUUUAGGGUUGCGAAACUCCAGGGCAUCAUAGCUGUAUGCUCCACCAUUCCAGGUUAUUUUGUUUCUGUCUACUUCAUCGACCGAAUUGGAAGAGUCCCUAUUCAGAUGGCAGGUUUCUUCUUCACGGCCAUCUGGUUAUUCGCUAUCGGGAUUCCAUAUUACUCUUACUGGAGAGGCAGCCAGAGUAGCAGUAGCACGGCGGGAUUCAUGACGUUGUACGGCCUCAUCUUCUUCUCAUCUAACUUUGGACCAAACACGACGACUUUCAUAGUCCCCGCGGAGUUGUUUCCCGCCCGGUUUAGGUCGACAUGUCAUGGCAUAUCCGGAGCGGCUGGAAAAGUAGGAGCCAUUAUUGGAGCUGUUGGAUUCCUUUGGGCUUCCCACGGCCAUGCUGGAAACGGUUAUGGGAAAGGGUUAGGAAUGAGAGCGUCGCUAAUCAUCCUAGGCAUUGUGUCGCUAAUAGGAUGUGCCGGGACUUGGUUGUUUAUGCCAGAGACCAUGGGAAGAUCCCUAGAGGACAACGAAGAAGGAGUUAUUCGUUCUUCUCCACAACCAAGAAGAUUUUCAUUCCUUGUGAGGAGAAGUAACGAAAUCGCGGCGAAUGCCUGAUAUUAGUUACUUUGGAGUUGGACACAAUAAUACUAAUGCUCGAUGACUUUAUGAGAAGGCGAUAGAAAAGUACAUCAAAGAUUAUAUAUGGAGGUUUUUGUUUUAGUAAUAGUGUACGUAGAUGCUUGAAGCAGUUAUCCACUCUGCACUUGGCUAUUCAGCAUUAGCCCUGAACAUAUAUACAGAUGAACAUUUGUAAGCAUUUCAUCAAUGUCUUAUAUGUACAUAUAUAAAUUGACCCUUUAUUAUCUUAUCUAAACACGUCAUAUAGUUAGUUUCUC